Molecule: messenger RNA, 1374 nt
Organism: Colletotrichum higginsianum IMI 349063
Lineage: Eukaryota; Fungi; Ascomycota; Sordariomycetes; Glomerellales; Glomerellaceae
Product: Aminotransferase family protein
Exons: 3
Coding region: 1-1374 (457 amino acids)
Source: RefSeq, a predicted model, not a curated record
AUGGGCGAACUUGUCAAGGAAACGAGCCAGCUUCAGCUGAGCUCCAUCCCAUUCGGCAAGCCAAUGUUGAAGGAAUUUCUCAUUGACCCAGCUUACCACAACAUGAACCACGGCUCCUUCGGCACCAUCCCCCGUCACAUCCAAACCAUCCUUCGCUCUUACCAAGACAAGGCCGAAGCACGCCCCGACCCUUUUAUCCGCUGGGAGUACCACACGUACCUCAAAGAAUCUCGCCAGGCCGUGGCCGAUCUCAUCAACGCGCCAGUCGACUGCACCGUCUUCGUCCCCAACGCCACCGUGGGCAUCAACACCGUCCUCCGCAACCUGAUCUGGGCUCCCGACGGCCUCGACGAGAUCCUCUACUUCUCCACCGUCUACGGCGGCUGCGCCAAGACUAUCGACUACAUCGUCGACACCCGCCUCGGUCUCGUCUCCUCCCGCAGCAUCCCCUUGACGUACCCCCUCGAGGACGACGAGGUUGUCGCCCUCUUCCGCGACGCCGUCGCCCAGAGCCACGCGGAAGGCAAGCGCCCCAAGAUCUGCCUCUUCGACGUCGUCUCCUGCCUGCCGGGCAUCCGGUUCCCCUUUGAGGCCAUCACCGCCGCGUGCCGCGAGCUGGGCAUCUUGAGCCUCGUCGACGGCGCCCAGGGCGUCGGCAUGGUGCCUCUCGACAUCGCCGCCCUCGACCCGGAUUUUUUUAUAAGUAAUUGCCAUAAAUGGACCUUUACCCCCAGAGCAUCUGCGGUGUUCUAUGUUUCCGAACGGAAUCAUCAUCUUGUGCCCUCGACGAUACCAACCUCACACGGGUACGUCCCACGGACCGGCGUGCAGCGCCACAACCCGCUCCCGCCGAGCGGCGAGCCGCCUUUCGUGACCAGGUUCGGCUUCGUGGCGACGUUCGACAACAGCCCCAACCUAUGCGUCAAGCACUCCAUCGAGUGGCGCAAGAGCAUCGGCGGCGAGGACAAGAUCAUGGAGUACCUCUGGGCCCUGGCCAAGAACGGCGGGAAGAAGGCCGCCGCCAUCCUGGGGACCUUCAUCCUGGACAACAAGUCCGAGACGCUGACCAGGUGCGCCAUGGUCAACGUCGCGCUGCCGAUCGUCAUGGGGGCGGAUGCCGAGACCCUGUCCGUUGGCCCGGACGGCACGAUCACGGUUCCGGAGAAGGAGGCCUCCGUCAUCGUCAACUGGAUGCUCUCGGCACUGGUGAACGAGUACCUGACAUUCGUCGCCCUGUUUUGGCACCAGGGUCGCUGGUACUCGAGGAUCUCGGCGCAGAUAUACCUCGACGAGACGGACUUUGAGUGGGUUGGCAACACCAUCAAGGAACUCUGUCAGAGGGUGGCGAAACAAGAAUACAAGGUUAAGGCCUAG